Calidris pugnax (ruff) is the source of this 4047-nucleotide messenger RNA. It is a transcript of the gene WDFY1, whose product is annotated as WD repeat and FYVE domain containing 1. The record is from RefSeq and is a predicted model, not a curated record. Bases 43 to 1275 code for a protein of 410 amino acids. Gene Ontology annotation, molecular function: metal ion binding; protein binding. Lineage: Eukaryota; Metazoa; Chordata; Aves; Charadriiformes; Scolopacidae. The transcript has 12 exons.
CCCGCCGUCAGCUGACGGGCGGCGGGCCGGUCCCGCGGCAACAUGGCGGCCGAGAUCCACUCGCGGCCCCAGAGCAGCCGGCCCGUCCUCCUCAGCAAGGUCGAGGGGCACCAGGACGUGGUGAGCGCCGCGCUCCUCAUCCCCAAGGAGGACGGGGUCAUCACGGCCAGCGAGGACAGAACAAUACGAGUAUGGCUGAAAAGAGACAGUGGACAAUACUGGCCCAGCAUCUAUCACACCAUGUCAUCACCAUGUUCAGCUAUGGCAUAUCAUCAUGACAGCAGACGAAUAUUUGUAGGCCAGGAUAAUGGAGCUAUCAUGGAGUUUCAUAUUUCAGAGGACUUUAAUAAGAUGAAUUUUGUGAAGACCUAUCCAGCUCAUCAGAAUCGAGUGUCUGCUAUUACCUUCUGCCUGGCGUCAGAGUGGGUGAUCAGCACUGGGCAUGACAAGUGUGUCAGCUGGAUGUGCACCAGGAGCGGGAGCAUGCUGGGGAGGCAUUACUUCACCUCUUGGGCUUCAUGUCUACAAUAUGAUUAUGAAACUCAGCAUGCAUUUGUUGGUGAUUAUUCUGGACAGAUCACUCUCCUGAAGCUUGAGCAGAAUACAUGCUCCGUUAUCACAGCACUCAAAGGGCAUGAAGGAGGUAUUACUUCCCUGUGGUGGGAUCCUGUUCAACGACUGCUCUUCUCAGGUGCCUCUGAUCACAGCAUUAUCAUGUGGGAUAUUGGUGGAAGGAAGGGGCGAACACUGCUGCUCCAGGGACAUCAUGACAAGGUGCAGGCUAUCUGUUACAUCCAGCUGACACGGCAGCUGGUAUCUUGUUCAGCUGAUGGAGGAAUUGCUGUUUGGAACAUGGAUAUCAACCGAGAAGAGGCUCCUCAAUGGCUAGAAAGUGAUUCUUGUCAGAAGUGUGAACAACCUUUCUUCUGGAAUAUAAAGCAAAUGUGGGACACAAAGACCUUGGGGUUGAGACAGCAUCACUGCAGGAAAUGUGGGCAAGCAGUAUGUGGCAAGUGCAGUACCAAACGGUCAAGUUACCCAAUCAUGGGAUUUGAGUUCCAGGUCCGUGUCUGUGAUUCCUGUUUUGAGUCAAUCAAGGAUGAAGACCGUACUUCCCUGGCAACCUUUCAUGAAGGAAAACACAACAUUUCACAUAUGUCCAUGGACAUCUCCAGGGGGCUAAUGGUGACUUGUGGGAGCGACCGGAUUGUGAAGAUCUGGGACAUGACACCAGUAGUUGGUUGCAGCCUCGCAACCGGUUUCUCUUCGUGCUGAUCUCGUACCUGCCAGGUUUAUGCACCUUAUGUACAGCAAUAUGCACCGAAUGAAUGGAAUCCUUCUAAGAAUAUUACCGCAAACACUGGUUGCUUGAUUCUUCUCCUGCUGCUGUUCCAGGAUGGACAGUCACCUUACGGCUUUUCUGUUGGGCUCAUCAGGAAUCUCCCUGGUGCAGAAGUGCAGUUUGGCAGCCUCUUGGACUAACGUAAAAUGGCUUACUGGCAACGUGACACCGUGGUGGAAGGACCUGUUGUUUCUCGGUUUACAUAUGUAGUGUUAACAAUAUGCUAUCUCUGCUGAUAUAUCUUGUACAGAUACCUUGUAGCUAAAACAUUAUCAGAGUAAAAUGAGUGUAGUAAAUUCAAUUUGUGCAAAUAGUAAAAUAACUUAUUUUCUCUUCCAAAAAGCAGUUCUGUAGAAAUACUUUUGAGCAGUCACUGUCUAAACUGCCUCCAAAAGGUAUGUUGGUUAUUCCUAUGGAAGGAGGAGAUACUUCAAAGUGGCAGGUAGCUUCUUUCAGAUGAGAUAGUAAGAGAACUGUGAAGUCACUUUUGUGGGACAACUGUUCUGUUUAGGUAGCUGGUGAGUCUUCGAACAAUUCUAGGCUCUUUAAGUAGUGUUUUAGCAUAGCUAAUAAAGUUCUGUAGUUAUGAAAAUGUGCAGCCCAGCUACUCUACUCUAAAGGCAGGUUGUAGGUAUGAGCGAUGUUCUUUGACAACUCUAUAAUGCUGUUAGAAUGGAAAGCUAAGCAAAUCUGCCUUGUUAAAUGUAAUGGCUAAGAAAAAACGGCCAGCUAAAUUUUAGAGACUUUUUCCUGUGGAAAGGCUGAUGUUUCUUUAAUGGUAGGGAACCUGUCUAAGUGCAGCAUAAAUUCAAAUACUGCCUUGGUGUUGCUUAAAGCAGAUAAAUACCCAGCAAUAAUUACUGAGGUACAGAAGAGCUGUUUUUUUUUCCUGCACCCAAGUCUGUUAAUCCUGAUGUAUCUGUAUCGAUCUUUUCCUGUUUCAAAGUUGAGAAGUACGAAGAAAUGCUGGGAGGCUUUUAUGGCUGUGCAGUUGGCACGUACAGGAAAUAACUAGUGAGAGAUUGUCAAUAAAUUGGUCUGUCAGUUGUGUGAAUUUCCUACAUUUGAACACUAUGGGAGAACUUAUUUUGAAACUUUGAAAGCCAAGGUAAUAUGUACACAGAAUUUAAGCUUGGAGCUAUUUAGUUUUUUCUGAAAACAGAUGCAUACGCAUGAGGACAAAAAAUGUGGGUAGGUCAGCUGGCCCAGAAUAGAUGGUGUUGCACAACUCUCAAAAGUAAUAGGCUCUUUGUGGCAGAGGACUGAAGGGUUAGACUGUCUUUCUUUACAGCAACAAUCAAGUGGUGCUAUGAGUGUUAGUGAAUUCAAGUCCUGGGUGUGUAACUUGACACUAAUAAUCUGCAUCGGACCAUGCUGUGGCUGAAAUAGAUGCAAAUCAUGGUAUCGUUAAUACGUCAUGAUUCACUUGCAUUUUAAGCCAAAAAGCUGAUCGUUUCCAAAGGGCAUUAGAAUCCAGAGCGUAUUAGUUACUGUUAUUUUGAGUCUGGCUUUGUCUACCUUUCUGUGGGCUUUCUCUGGAAGUUUUGUGAAGAGUCUUUUCAUUUGCUAGGCUUCUUGGGCCACUGAAGAAUUGUGGGAAUCCCAAAACUUCUCUUACCUUCAAUUUGGGAUUUAGCACUAGUCACACUGAUUUGAUUCAUCCCUUGCUGCGUGCUGUAUAGCUUAACUUUUUUGAGUAAGUAAAAGCUAAGUAAGCUAUUGAGAGAAAAUCUCCUUGUACUGGAAAAAAGUUGCAGCUUUCUGCUCUGAAGGCUGUCACCCUUGUAAACCAGAAGGAAACUGAGUGGUUGAAGGGGUGAAUAAGCUCUGGUAACGCUCUGCAUUUACCUUCAGCCUUCUUCCUAUCUGGCUCUGGAAGAGAAUGGCAGCCUUCUUCCUCGCAGCGUGUAAGGCAGAACAUGAGUUACAUUGCUAGAACUGUUUAAGAUCCUGCUGUGCUGUGCUAAGGAGGAUCUAGGGUCAUGAGUUAAGCUGGGAGAUUGAUGCAGAUGUGGGAUGAAUAGCAUCUUUUUCAAACCAGACGUUCUGAAACUUACACCAGUGAUACUUUGCAGCUAGCACUCCUGAGCUUCAGCUUUUUUAGUUCUGAUUAGUCAACGUGCCCCCUGCUCAGCAUGCAGCUCCCCCCCUUCCCUGUGAAUACUUCCUCUGCUUCUUGACAGCCACCUAUCUUUCAUUAUGGUUUUGCCACUAAAUAAUAUAUUCUCUACUACAUAUUGUUAAACCUAAGGAAUCUAUUUUCUAUAAUUGAUAUACUUAAAGGUAGUGUCAGUUCAGAUAUAACAAGACAGUUACGGCUGCUAAAUCAUUAGUCAUUUAAGUAUACUCUCGGUGUUGAAUGAGUAAUGCUUAUAAACAACUAAAGAGAUAGUGUUUUUGUUUAUAAACAACUAUUUUUGAAGGCACAUACUCUCAUGAAAUUGAACAUACUUCAACAAUGUCAGCUCAAGUGUGCAAUUACUGAGAAGGCUUGAUUUGAAGCAUUACUACUCUCGCUUGUAUAACCUCCUCCAUUGGGGCAGGGAAGGGGAGCAAAAGGGCACUAAUAUGUGCUAAUUCUUUACUAUUACUGUAUUUCUGUACCCUGCAUAGUUAAGAGAUGCUAGAUAAAUCUGUCCCUUGCUCCUUCUUGUCUGUUUUUUAAACUUUGAUUACAUGUACAAUAAAAUAUUUCUUGAUAUUCA